Molecule: messenger RNA, 2622 nt
Organism: Eutrema salsugineum
Lineage: Eukaryota; Viridiplantae; Streptophyta; Magnoliopsida; Brassicales; Brassicaceae
Product: RNA-binding KH domain-containing protein RCF3
Exons: 8
Coding region: 164-1807 (547 amino acids)
Biological process (GO): regulation of gene expression
Cellular component (GO): nucleus; cytoplasm
Molecular function (GO): mRNA binding
Source: RefSeq, a predicted model, not a curated record
CGAGGCGUAUUAGUAAAAUCUGAAAAUACACGCAAAUCAUAUAAUUGAAAGAAGAACAACCGAUUAAAGUCCGCGCAAACCCUAGAAAUUUUGAUAAUCUCAAAUCCGAAGCAAAACGAUUUCGUCAGCGGAAUCAAGGUACAGAUUUUCCCCUUUUUGUACAAUGUCACCGGAUCAUAGAGACAGCCAUAGAAAGAGGUCUCGUCCUCAGUCUGACUACGAUGACAAUGGUGGAAGCAAAAGGAGACAUCGUGGUGACGAUAGAGACUCGCUUGUAAUCGAUCGUGAUGAUACAGUGUUUCGAUACCUGUGCCCUGUUAAAAAGAUUGGGAGUGUCAUUGGUAGAGGAGGUGAUAUCGUAAAGCAAUUGAGAAUGGAGACUAGAUCUAAAAUUAGAAUAGGGGAGGCAAUUCCUGGAUGUGAUGAACGCGUGAUUACGAUCUAUAGCCCUAGUGAUGAGACCAAUACCUUUGAAGAUGGAGAGAAAGUUCUUUCUCCUGCGCAGGAUGCAUUGUUCAGGAUCCAUGACAGAGUAGUUGCUGAUGAUGCACAAAGCGAAGAUAGCUCUGAAGCAGAGCAUCAAGUUACCGCCAGGCUGCUUGUUCCUUCAGAUCAGAUUGGAUGUAUUCUUGGGAGAGGUGGCCAAAUUGUCCAGAACAUUCGGAGUGAAACAGGUGCUCAGAUACGCAUCAUCAAGGAUAGAAAUAUGCCUCUUUGUGCCUUGAAUUCAGAUGAGCUCAUUCAGAUAUCUGGAGAAGUGCUCAUUGUUAAGAAGGCUCUUCAUCAGAUUGCCUCCCGCCUCCAUGAAAAUCCUUCACGUACUCAGAACCAACUUUCUUCUGCAAUGGCCGGUGGAUAUUCUUCUGGUUCACUCAUGAGCCAUGCGGGUGGUACUCGAAUUGUAGGGAUAGCACCGCUGAUGGGUUCCUAUGGAGGAUACAAAAAUGAUGCAGGAGAUUGGUCACGCCCUUUAUACCAAGCUCCUAGAAAUGAGCCACCGGCAACAGAUUUCUAUAUUCGGCUAGUUUCCCCAGUUGAAAACAUUGCAAGUGUUAUUGGUAAAGGUGGAGCUCUAAUCAAUCAGCUUCGACAGGAAACCAGAGCAACCAUUAAAGUUGAUAGCACUAGAACUGAAGGAAACGAUUGUUUGAUAACUAUAUCAGCAAGAGAGGUUUUUGAGGAUGCGUAUUCCCCAGCCAUAGAAGCAGCUAUGCGGCUACAACCAAAAUGCAGCGACAAGGUGGAAAGAGAUUCUGGACUUGUUUCAUUCACCACUCGUCUUCUUGUACCAAGUUCGAGGAUUGGUUGUCUUCUUGGUAAAGGAGGAGCUAUCAUAAGUGAGAUGAGAAGAAUGACCAAGGCUAACAUCCGCGUACUCGGGAAGGAAAAUCUUCCAAAAGUUGCAUCUGAAGAUGAUGAGAUGGUUCAGAUUUCUGGAGAACUUGAUGUUGCCAAGGAAGCUCUCAUACAAAUUACAUCAAGAUUAAGAGCCAACGUUUUUGACCGGGAAGGUGCUGUUUCUGCACUUAUGCCGGUAUUGCCUUAUGUUCCUGUUGCACCAGAUGCUGGUGAUAGAUUGGACUAUGAUAGUAGAGAUAGCAGAAGACCUGAACGCGGGAACCAUUAUCCUGGUGGUUAUGGCUCAAGCGGCUUGUCUGCUGAAGGUUAUUCGCCUUAUGGUGCGCCGGUUGGUGGUAGUAGUAGUACUCCAUAUGGAGUGUAUGGAGGCUAUGCAUCUGGACGCAGUGGCAGUUCUGGGGUAUCCAGCCAUUCCUCUACCUAUCGACGCAGAAACUAUGAUUACUAGUAGCUGUUGGUGGGUGAUGAAAAAGUGUGAGAUCCUGAAGCCUGAAGCCAAUCCCACAGCCCACAGUUGAAGCCUUUUCACCAAACAAGAUGACAAAGCUGAACCACAAAACUCUACCUAGGAAGAACCGAUAACAUGUGGAUGAGAUAUAAUAAAAAUUGUCCAUGUCCGUUUGUUACCAAAAUACUGCCAAGCUCCUACCCGUUAAACCAUGUCUAGUUGCCUGUAAUGCUGUCUAUCUAUCUUUCAGUUUACCUUGUCUUUUCCUUGGAUCAGAUUCAGGAACCUUGAGUUUGGUUGUCCUUAGUCCCGUUUGUAUGAAUUAUGUCGCUAUAUUAAACGCUCUCAUGUAUUUGGUUUUACGAGCCUCUCUCUGACAGGUUUCGGUAUCACAAAAAGUGUUCACUUAAAAUCUCUCAGUCUUUAAAGAUCAUAUGCAGGGAAAGAGAUGAGUGAGAAUAUAUCGGUUCUCAUCGACUUUAGGAAGGUAAGUCAACCACUUGGGAAUCAAUCUAUUGUCCCUUUUGGUCCACAUAAAAGGUAUAUAAACUUCUUCUUCUUCUUCUUCUUCUUCUUCUUCUUCUCUCUCUCUCUAUCUCUCUCUACGUUAUUUCUAUGUACAUAUGCUUCUCUGCCAGCAGUUGAAGACGGGAUACUAUAUCUGGAAGAUUCUCAUCGUUGGAAACCAAUCUUUUGAUUAUUAGAUUGUUGUCAAGCUUCAUCUCGCCAUAUGUGAGAAUUUAGAACUACUUAAAACAGUUUUUAUGUAAAAUUAUUGGAUCGAUAAACUCAAUAAUCCUUUUUGUUUGUGUUCA